UGCGUGCUGCAAAAGUCAGCGUGUUGCGUUGCUGUGUGCUGCUCUACUUAUUUGCAGUGUAAAUGUUUCUGACAAGGAAUACAAGCUUCUAAUUUUCAUAAUGAAAACAAGAUUCAAUACCGUGGAUAUCAGGGCAGUCAUUGCUGAGAUAAAUGCUAAUUAUCUUGGUAUGCGCGUAAACAACGUGUAUGACAUCGACACGAAGACAUAUCUCAUCCGGUUGCAAAAGCCUGACACCAAAGCUAUUCUACUGGUUGAAUCUGGACUCCGCAUUCAUUCUACAGACUUUGAAUGGCCCAAAAAUAUGAUGCCCUCUGGCUUUGCCAUGAAAUGUCGAAAGCAUCUCAAGUCAAGGCGACUGACACAGGUGAAGCAGCUUGGGAUUGACAGGAUUGUUGACAUCCAGUUUGGCUCAGAUGAGGCUGCUUACCAUCUGAUAGUGGAGCUCUAUGACAGGGGUAACAUUAUCCUGGUGGACCACGAGUACAUGAUUCUGAACCUGCUGCGCUUCCGCACAGCAGAGGGAGAGGAAGAUGUGAAGAUAGCGGUGAGGGAGAGGUACCCUGUGGAGAACGCCAGGCCGCCAGAGCCCCUCAUCAGCCUGGAGAGACUCACGGAAGUCCUGUCAAAGGCCACGAAUGGAGAUCAGGUGAAAAGGGUCCUCAAUCCUCACCUUCCAUAUGGGGCUACUCUCAUAGAGCACUGUUUGAUGGAAGUGGGACUCACUGGCUUCAUCAAAGUGGACAACCAGUUUGAUGCUGCACGAGAUGCACCCAAAAUCCUGGAUGCCCUGCAAAUGGCAGAAGAUUAUAUGGAGAAAACGGCAAGCUUUGAUGGAAAGGGCUACAUCAUCCAAAAAUGUGAGAAGAAACCAAGUUUAGUCCCAGACAAACCUCCUGAAGAAUUGCUCACAUAUGAGGAAUUCCACCCCUUCCUCUUUGCCCAACAUGCAAAUAGCCACUAUGUUGAGUUUGAUACAUUUGACAAGGCAGUGGACGAAUUCUACUCCAAGAUGGAGAGUCAGAGGAUCGACGUGAAGGCCCUGCAGCAGGAGAAACAGGCUCUGAAGAAGCUGGACAAUGUCAAGAGGGACCACGUGCAGAGGCUGGAGGCACUGCACCAACUUCAGGAGGUAGACAGGCUUAGGGGCGAGCUGGUGGAGAUGAACUUGCCCAUAGUGGAGAGGGCUCUGCAGGUGGUGCGGAGCGCCCUGGCCAACCAGGUGGACUGGGCCGAAAUAGGGCUGAUCGUCAAGGAGGCCCAGGCUGCCGGAGACCCAGUGGCCUGCGCCAUUAAGGAGCUGAAGCUGCAGACCAACCACAUCACCAUGCUUUUAAAGAACCCAUACAUUGUCCCAGAGGAAGGAGAGGAGGAGGAUGUAGCCGAGGUGGCUGAAGAGAAGAAGGGGAAGAAGAACAAGAACAAAGACAAGGGGCAGAGGGGCAAGCCCAAGAAGGACCAGCCCAUGCUGGUGGAUGUGGACCUCAGCUUGUCAGCCUACGCCAAUGCCAAAAAAUACUACGACCACAAGCGAACCGCUGCUAAGAAAGAGCAGAAAACUGUGGAGGCAGCCCAGAAGGCUUUCAAAUCUGCUGAGAAAAAGACCAAGCAAACCCUUAAAGAGGUCCAAACGGUUACAACCAUUCAGAAGGCCAGGAAAGUCUACUGGUUUGAGAAGUUCCUGUGGUUCAUCAGCUCAGAAAAUUACCUCAUCAUCGCCGGACGCGACCAGCAACAGAAUGAAAUUAUCGUUAAGCGCUACUUGAGGGCUGGGGAUAUCUACGUUCACGCCGACCUCCAUGGAGCAACCAGUUGUGUCAUCAAGAACCCAUCUGGUGUGCCCAUUCCUCCACGCACCUUGACCGAGGCAGGCACCAUGGCUGUGUGCUACAGUGCAGCCUGGGACGCCAAGGUCAUCACCAGCGCAUGGUGGGUGCACCACCACCAGGUGACUAAGUCGGCCCCCACUGGAGAAUACCUGACCACUGGAAGUUUCAUGAUCCGAGGAAAGAAGAACUUUAUGCCGCCCUCUUAUUUAAUGAUGGGUUUCAGCUUUCUCUUCAAGGUAGAUGAGCAGUGUGUAUUCAGACACCGGGGUGAGAGGAAGGUCAAAACCAUCGACGAGGACAUGGCGGACGUGACGUCCAGCACAGCAGACCUGCUAGAGGAUGGGGAGGAGCUUAUAGGGGAUGACAGUAGCAACGAGGGAGAGGGGGAUGAUGGAGGAGGAGAUGGAAAGAAGAAUGGAGGAGUAGAGGUAAAAGUAGAGAAAGCCACUGAAGGGGCAGAGGCUGAAGAUAAGGAGGAUGGAGAUGCUAACGAACUGGACGACAUGAAGGAGGAAGGAGAGGGGGAUGAGGAAGAGGUGGAAGGGCUGAAGGUGAAGAGUGAUGGGGAGAGUGCUGAGUUCAGUUUUCCAGACACCACCAUCUCCCUGUCCCACUUGCAGUCCACCAGGGAAACCCAAAGUGCUGGUUUCAAAAAGAAGGUCUCCAUUCAGGUUGAUGUGGAGGUGCAAAAAGAGGGGGGAAAACACAUGACAGCCAAGCAAAGAAGGGAGGAGAAGAAGAAGGGGAAACAGGAUCAUUCUGAAACUCAGGAAGAAGAGGGAAAGACAGAGGAGACACAUGGUGCCUCCGCAGCAAAUCAGACCACCAAGAGUGGAGGAGGGGGAGGAGCCUCUCAGCAACCUCUUAAGAGACAUCAAAAGAACAAGCUGAAGAAAAUAAAAGAGAAGUACAAAGACCAGGACGAAGAGGAUCGGGAGCUGAUGAUGAAAUUGUUGGGGUCUGCUGGCUCCACUAAGGAAGAGAAGCCUAAGAAGGGCAAGAAGGGGAAGGGCAAAGACGAGGUGUUGAGAAAAGCCCCCCAGAAGCAAGCCCCGAGACCCCGUCCUCAGGAGGUCAUCUUAAAGAAACCAGAAGGGGAGGAGGAGGGUCCGGCUGGGGAGGAGGGAGCAGCACCUGAACAGGAUGACAAGGAAGGAGAUGACCAGGACCAAGACAACCCUGGAGCAGAGGAAGCAGAGAACCUGCUGAAUUCUCUGACGGGCCAGCCCCACCCAGAGGAUGUACUGCUGUUCGCUGUGCCAGUCUGUGCCCCCUACACUGCCCUCUCCAACUACAAGCACAAGGUGAAGUUGACCCCAGGGACCCAGAAGAAAGGAAAAGCUGCCCGCACUGCAGUAUUCAGCUUCAUGAAGGCCAGGGAGGCUUCGACCAGAGAGAAGGACUUGUUUCGCAGUGUCAAGGAUACUGAUUUAUCAAGAAACAUCCCUGGCAAAGUUAAAGUAUCAGCACCUAACCUGCUGGCAGCCAAGAAGAAAUAGAACUAAACAAUGAAGUCGACAUGGGCUUGCUUCACAAUGUAACAAUGAGUUAACCCAUCCCUUAAUAGGACUAUGCUGACUUCAUUGAUGUCUUCAAUUUACCAAUCAUGUGCAAAUGUAUUUGGAUGACAUGAAAAGCUUGUGCGCCGAAACAUUACUUUUCCUCAGUGUCCUGGAUCUUUACAUUCAACAACAUUCUUUGUUCAAGAUAACCAAAAAAAGCAAUGCAAAAUGUCCGAACAAAAUCUGAUUUGGCAUAAUUGCCGAGUUUAUAUUUUCUUGAUUCUAAAUUAAACAUUUUAAACUUCAA
Coregonus clupeaformis (lake whitefish) is the source of this 3638-nucleotide messenger RNA. RefSeq names its product nuclear export mediator factor Nemf. Gene Ontology annotation, biological process: rescue of stalled cytosolic ribosome; ribosome-associated ubiquitin-dependent protein catabolic process. Lineage: Eukaryota; Metazoa; Chordata; Actinopteri; Salmoniformes; Salmonidae. The transcript is spliced from 32 exons. Gene Ontology annotation, molecular function: ribosomal large subunit binding; tRNA binding. The coding region runs from base 101 to 3328 and encodes 1075 amino acids. The record is from RefSeq and is a predicted model, not a curated record. Gene Ontology annotation, cellular component: RQC complex.